Molecule: messenger RNA, 823 nt
Organism: Manis javanica (Malayan pangolin)
Lineage: Eukaryota; Metazoa; Chordata; Mammalia; Pholidota; Manidae
Gene: PTGDS
Product: prostaglandin D2 synthase
Molecular function (GO): small molecule binding
Source: RefSeq, a predicted model, not a curated record
UCCCCAGCGGCCCCUGCUCCUCCUGCCUGCCUCCCUCCCACUGCCUGCCCUGUUGGCACAGAGUCCGGACUCCUGUCAGCACGGGGAGGAUGGCUGCUCCACAAACACUGUGGGUGGGGCUGGUCCUGCUGGGAGUCCUGGGGGGCCUGCGGACCCGGGCCCAGGCCCAUGUCUCCCUGCAGCCCAACUUCCAACAGGACAAGUUCCUGGGGCGCUGGUUCACCUCCGGCCUCGCCUCCAACUCGAACUGGUUCCGUGAGAAGAAGAACGCGCUGUCCAUGUGCUCAUCCAUGGUGGCCCUGGGCGAGGGCGGCGGCCUCAACCUCACCUCUACCUUCCUCAGGAAGGACCACUGUGAGACCAGGACCCUACUGCUGCUGCCUGCAGGCCCCCCAGGCUGCUACAGCUACACCAGCCCCCACUGGGGCAGCACCCAGAACGUGUCUGUAGUGGGGACGGACUACGUGGAGUACGCGCUGCUCUACACGGAGGGCACCAAGGGCCACGGCCAGGACUUCCGCAUGGCCACACUCUACAGCCGUACCCAGACCCCUAGAGCCGAGGUAAAGGAGAAAUUCGCCAACUUCACCAAGGCCCAGGGCUUCACAGAGGACACCAUUGUCUUCCUCCCCAAAACCGAUAAGUGCUUGGAGGAGCACAAAUAGGUCCUGCUCUCUCAGCCAGGUGACCCCAGCCCUCAGGACCUGGCCACCUGCCCUGCUCAGCUCUCUCCUCUAAGACCCCUGGGACCCCAGUCCUGGCUCCCCCUGCCCCCCUCUGCCCCUCUAUCCUGCCUCUGGCAAUAAACACAAGCAAGUCAGCA